Priapulus caudatus is the source of this 541-nucleotide messenger RNA. RefSeq names its product E3 ubiquitin-protein ligase TRIM9-like. The record is from RefSeq and is a predicted model, not a curated record. The annotation marks the transcript as partial. Lineage: Eukaryota; Metazoa; Priapulida; Priapulimorpha; Priapulimorphida; Priapulidae. The transcript has 5 exons.
AUGCCGGCCUCGACGGAGUUGUCGCAGACGUUACAAGUGCUGUCCGAGAAACUCAAGUCUGGCACAGAGCUGUUGAGUCGAUUGAAGGCUAUGCCUGAUAGAGUGCAGGAGAAUUGUAAGGAGUUUGAGAAGGGCAUACUAGCGGAUUGUGAUACACUGAUCGCGACCAUACAGCGGCGGAAGGAGGACCUGGUGAAACACGUACGUGAGGAGAGAGACUACAAAGCCCGCACAAUCAAAGAACAGGAGAAUUGUAAGGAGUUUGAGAAGGGCAUACUAGCGGAUUGUGAUACACUGAUCGCGACCAUACAGCGGCGGAAGGAGGAUCUGGUGAAGCACGUACGUGAGGAGAGAGACUACAAAGCCCGCACAAUCAAAGAACAGAUCGGGACGGGCCUCAUCAACCGGGUGGCUAACGUGGACAUGUUCUGGCACAAGGAGGUUCCGUCUACGCCGCGCGUGUCCGCUGAGUUUGACCUAACACUGGACAUGAAGACUCUAGUCACGAUGAUCAGUCAACUCGACUUCCUACAGAUGAAAC